CAAUUUAAGCUUCUCAUUACUGCGCUGUCAGGAGGUUUUAUUUUCAAACCUCCCGCUAAAUUGCGCCAUGAAUUUCGACGCCGCCCGGACAAGCCGUAAACAGCGGUCUCCAUGGAAACCCCGUGGCAACAAACUUUUCCGCAGUUGAUGCAAGUUUUUCUGAAACAUGACUAAAGAUUGCGACUACAGCAAAUACGAUCUGGCGCGGCUGCAGGCAGAACUUGAACAAGAGAGGGAGAUGAAAGAAAUGCUCGAAGAGUCGGUGUCUGAUCUGCGGAGCACCAUGUGUGAACUGCAGGAAAGACUUCACAGUGUUGAUGGGGAAGGAAAUGAGUGGAAGACAAGGUAUGAGACCCAGGUAGAGCUAAACGGACAGCUGGAAAGACAGAUCUCACUUACUCACGAGAGACUGGAGGACAUACGAGGAAACCCGAUGGAUCGACUCGCCUCUAUCCGAUCAUAUGAUGACAUGCCAGUAGAAACGUUGAGGCAGCGUCUGAAGUUUCUGACUGAGGAGAAGUCUGACCUCCAGAGUCAGCUGAUGGACUGUCAUCUUCAGAUUGAACAGGAGGGAAAGGCAUUUCAUAAAACCAAUGAUGAGAGGAGAGCAUAUCUUUCAGAAAUUGCUAAGCUGUCUUCUACCCAUGAAGCCCAACGAAGGCAAUACUCCACUCAGCCACAGAGGGCGCCAGAGAGCAAACACAUGAGAGGGAAGCGGGCCAGCAGGAAGGCAGAGGCUGAUUCUAAGAAAGGAAAAGAGGGAGAAGAAGACGGAGCAGGAGGAGUGCAUGUGAAAGGAGGAGGUGGUGGUGGAGCAACAACAGAGAGAAGAGAAGAGAAGAAAUUCCAAAGAGAAAGCAGGUUACCCACCCUAAAGCACUAUGUGAAGCACUAUCCUUAACUCAAAACUGGUGUUUUUGAAAAGAGGUAAUGGUCCUCUGUUAGAAUGAUUAAACUGCCGUGUCCUUAAGCUUCUUAUGGCUCAAAAGCUGAUUACAUUGUAUUGGAAGUAUUUCUACAUUUGAUAGCAAAUACAGUAUUAAACUGAUCUCAUAGUGUAAAAUGCUACAUUUCUAAAAGUCUAGAGUGAUUAUUAUGUGCACCCAUGUUCCUUUCAAGAUGAGUAGCUAUUAGGAGAAAAUGUUUCAGAGGGAGGAAUAUUACAGGCUUUGAGUACAGUGUGGUCAUACCUUAAUGUGCCAGAAGCCUGCUGGGUCUGAUAUUUCUUGUGUCGCUGCAAUUUUUUUUGAAAGCACCUCCUACGACUACCAUUACGUAAGCAGCACCACAACCACCACUCUCUCUGGAUGUAGUUCACCCGCACAGCAGUCACCCCCGUCCCACCCGCUGACCGCCUUUAUAAACGUGGGUGUAAGAAAACUGUAUCCCUACGAGAUGAUGUAGUGAACAGGAAAAUUGCCAGCAGCAGUGUUUCAUUUGUGUUAGUGAAGUGUGUAGGUUGGGUUCAGCUCUUGUCAGCCUCAAAACACUGAGUUGCAACAUUAUCUUAUAGGACAGGAUAUGAUCAUAUAGGCAAAACUAACAUGAAUUUGUCAUUUUGUCCUGUUCUUUUCGAACAAGCAGCUUGCUUGUUCGGCGAUUGGUUUGUGAAUAAGCUCGUCAUUAAUUCGUUCAUGGAUUAUAAGUCUGCUUUCGAGACAAGGUUGCAAAGGGUGAUUUAUACAUCGCUUAAUCUAUGACCUUAUGUCCAAGACUGGCACAGAAGAGAAUUGUACUGACAAGGGAACUGACCUUUAAUUCAAAGAGCAACAAGCAAACCCCAUGGUGUCAGGAAACAUCAAACCAUCAGAAAAUAUACAAGCAACCCUGGGUUUGUGGUACCUGAUAGAAGUUAAAGGAGAAGUCCACCCUAAAAUGUACUUUGAUUGUAUCCUUUAUUCCUCAGUUUCCAUGUGUUUGUAAGCAAGGUGUUAAUUAUUUUCCAAGGUGAACGUCAAGCUCCAUAUUCUGAUAUUGUGGCUUUUUUGGACAUAAUGUCUCAAAUUUUAUAUCUUCUCACAGUGACAGUCAGUAAUUUAUUGGUCUGUUCACUCAAUAAACCAACUCCACAAAGUAUCUCCUGAUGGCUCCAUCACUGCGAAUCCUAAUGCUCUAAUUUCCAACUACAGGAGGAAUUUGUUCUGGUAUUGACUUUCUGAUAGGGUUGGAUGGCUUGGUGUACAAUCCUAAAUGUGCUGCACUGACAGACUGUUUGUCUUACAUUAAUGACUUUAUUUAAAGAUAGCUGGUCCAUAUUGCCUUAUGAAAGAAAACAAAGAAAAGAAAACGUGCGCAGCAUCGCUCGUCUGUCUUUUUCUUUCUGUUUCACAUGCAAGCUCGUUUUAGCACAACUCCCUGCAUACUGCCCAUGAAUCACAGCCCCAGAGUAGCCACCAAGAUGUCUUCUGCUGACAGGUGAAACACAAUGACAGAUCACUACAGUAUCUGUCAAAGCACAAUGAAUCACAGUGCUGCUGCUUUCCCAAUGCUAAUUCAGCUGAAGCUCCUCUGUACCGUAAGCUGCAAACAAUAUGUGCAUAUGUGUAUGUAUAAGAGACUCAUCUGUGCACGUGUGGAUUCCCGUGCACGCAUGUGAACCUGUGAGAUGAGUCAGGUUUGUGCGUCCGUGUUCACACGCUACACCGCGUUGUGUGAAGUUGUUGUAGCAUAAAGAGGCAGUGAUUAAUGACGGAAUGGUGGGAGUAUCUUUGUAGGAACUGUCAACAGUCUGUGUGUGGGGGGGUUUUAAAAUUUCUCUCCUGGCAUGCGAUUUCAUUUUUCUAAAUGAUUCCAGAUAGGAUUUGCAACAUUAUGAGUCAUAAGCCCAUCAAUCCAUCUGAUUGAGCUCAAGCUGUGGGUUCAUUACUAUUCACUACACAGAGAUUGCAUUAGCAGAAAAAUGCAAAAUUGUGCAUUUACUUGUUUUUUUGUUUUUUUUUUUGGUGUUUAAAACAAUUGUUUGAGUGGCUGUCAUACAGAACAGAGGGAAGGCAUAAAAAAACAUUUUCUGUUCUUUUUUUAAAAAAUGAGGGAUAGUGAAUCAUAAAACUGCCCGAUCCACAUUAAAUGCGCUCAGGAUUGAAUUUACAAAUAAAAUAAAAUGUGCCCACAAAGACAUCUUAAUAGCCUAUGCCACACAUGCCAAAUUCUCAGUCUCUUUAUAUACAAGUCAACUGAAUGUCAGGAAAUUGCCUAGUCAUGUUUCAGGAGCAAAGAUGGCCUCUGUGAAGAAUUGCACUUAUUUCAUUAGUAAGGCUGCAAGAUUUCUAAGCCAGUAUUGUUGUGAUUUUAUUUUGGCCAGUUGGUAAUUUGUCAGUGACAUAAAAAUGGAUGGAAAUAAAGUACUUUUCAAUAGUAGCUGUAAAAUGUGAUCCAAAGCCAUAGAGAGCAGCAUUCAAGACAUACUUCACUUUCUGUGACACCGUUUCUAUCCACAGCAAUACUGAAAUCCAUUUUUAAACUUGAUGUUUCCUUUUGUCAUUUAAAAGUACAUAUAAAUGUAGACAUAGCAGAUCUGACUCUGUCCUGCUUUAAAGACCAUGACUGUGUCCCGCCAG
This is a messenger RNA of Amphiprion ocellaris (clown anemonefish), 3557 nucleotides long. It is a transcript of the gene ccdc169, whose product is annotated as coiled-coil domain containing 169. The record is from RefSeq and is a predicted model, not a curated record. Lineage: Eukaryota; Metazoa; Chordata; Actinopteri; Pomacentridae. The transcript has 8 exons. The coding region runs from base 167 to 901 and encodes 244 amino acids.